This is a messenger RNA of Talaromyces amestolkiae, 1758 nucleotides long. RefSeq lists its product as uncharacterized. The coding region runs from base 1 to 1758 and encodes 585 amino acids. Lineage: Eukaryota; Fungi; Ascomycota; Eurotiomycetes; Eurotiales; Trichocomaceae. The record is from RefSeq and is a predicted model, not a curated record. The transcript has 2 exons. Gene Ontology annotation, molecular function: translation initiation factor activity. Gene Ontology annotation, biological process: translational initiation. Gene Ontology annotation, cellular component: cytoplasm; eukaryotic translation initiation factor 3 complex.
AUGGCUCCCAUUUCUAUUGCAGACAUUGUCUCUGCCCUACCCUCGGAGGAGGAAUGGGGUCCUCCAACCCCAUCUGAGACUACCCUCGACGGUGUCCCCUAUGCGCCUUUCUCCAAGGGAGAUAAGCUCGGUCGCAUGGCUGAUUGGACUACUGAAGGCAAAGAUCGUGAGCGUGGUGGACGUCAAAACUACAACCGUAACUUCCGUGACCAACAGGUUUAUGGUGCCGGAGCAUCUAGUCUCUUUGCUGUGCAAGUCGCAGAAGACGAAUCCUCAUUCUCCGUCGUCGAUAACACUCGUACAUCUACCAAGACCCGGGGCUUCGGACGAGGUGGCGGUACCAUCUUCCGUGGCCGUGGCCAACGUGGCGCACUCCAGCGCGGUGGACGAGCUGGUUUCCAAAGAGUUGGUGCUGGCCGUGGACAAGACCGUACCUAUGAUCAGCGCAGUGGUCGAGGUGGCCGUGGACGUCGUUUUGGAUGGAAGGACUAUGACAAGCCCCAGCGCAACCGUGACAGCUCCGUCAACAUUCGCCCUGACUGGGGUCUCCUCGAGGAAGUUGAUUUCAAUCGCUUGUCCAAACUUCAUCUCGAGUCACCGGAUGGAGAGGAUCUUGACAACUAUGGCUUCCUUUAUGCCUAUGACCGAUCUUACGAUAAGGCGCCUGUUAAGGGCACUGAGCGCAAGCUUCAAUCCCUCGACCGUGCCGCUUACAACGUGACUACAUCCUCCGAUCCCGUCAUCCAAGAACUUGCCGAGAAGAACGAGGCCACUGUUUUCGCUACUUCCGAUAUCCUGUCUAUGCUCAUGUGCGCUCCUCGCAGUGUAUACUCGUGGGAUAUCGUGAUUGUCAAGCAAGGCAACAAGAUCUUCUUCGACAAGCGCGAUGGUGCCUCCAUUGACUUGGUCACCGUCAACGAGAACGCCGCAGAUGCACCCCUCGAAGCCUCCGAGGCUGGCGGCAAACAAGACUCGAUCAACACCCCCGGUGCCUUGGCUUUAGAAGCCACCGUGAUCAACCACAACUUUUCCCUGCAGACCGUGAUCGAAUCCGAAAAGGACAAGGUCGAGUUCCCCAGCCCCAACCCAUUCUAUAACCCCAGCGAGGAAACCGAACCUCUUGCUUCCAAGGCCUACAAGUACCGACGCUUCGACUUGUCUCUUGAGAAGGACGAGGAACCCCUCAACCUUAUCGUUCGCACAGAAGUCGAUGCCGUCUUGAAGGGUACCACCGGAGCCGACCAGCACAUCGUGAUCAAGGCCCUCAACGAAUUCGACCAUAAGGCCCAGGGUGCCGGCGGUGCCCUCGACUGGCGUACCAAGCUCGCUUCUCAACGUGGUGCCGUUGUCGCCACCGAAAUGAAGAACAACAGCUGCAAACUCGCUCGCUGGACUMCCCAAGCCAUUCUCGCUCAGGCCGACCACAUGAAACUUGGUUUCGUCUCUCGCAGCAACCCACGCUCCUCCACUUCUCACGUCAUCUUAGGCGUUGUAGGCUACAAACCCCGCGAGUUCGCUACUCAGAUGAACUUGAACUUGGGCAACGGAUGGGGUAUUGUUCGUACCGUGGUUGACUUAAUCCGCAGCUUGGACGAUGACGAGGAUGAGGAGGAAGGUGAGGACAGACUCAAGAAAUACGUUCUCGUCAAGGACCCCAACAAGCCUGUUGUGCGCUUGUACAGAGUUCCUCAGAACACAUUCGAAGAAGAGGAAACUAUUGCCGAGGAGCCUGAGGAGAAGGCUGAAGAGGAAGAAUAG